CCCUUUGGUCAUGCUUUCCAUCUUUUCAAUCUCUGCUCUUCCUCACUCUCUCGAUAUCUCUCAACAGCAACAAUUGCUCUUGCAAUUCAAAGCGGGUAUUACCAACAACAUCUCUUCACUGUCAGAUUGGCCCCCCCGUCUCCCCCUCUGUAAUUGGUCUGCCGUGACCUGCGAUCCUUCUCUUCAGUCCGUCCUCGCUCUCAACUUAUCCGACAUGAACUUAGACGGCACCAUCUCUCCUCUCCUCGGGAAUCUCUCCUCUCUUCAAUCCCUCGAUCUCUCCAACAAUGCGCUCACUGCUACCAUUCCGCCUCAACUCGGCCAACUUACCCGUCUGAAGAAACUGAGGCUGAGCCACAAUCAAUUAGGAGGAACCAUUCCCCUAGCUCUUUCCACUUGCCGCAGUUUGUAUUACCUAGCGCUCUCCUAUAACCAACUGCAUGGCACCAUUCCCCCUGAGCUCAGUCUCCUCGCAAGAAUGAAGUUCCUCUACCUGGGAGCAAAUAAUCUCACAGGCGUCAUCGCCCCUUUUUUCAAAAAUCUGUCGGAUUUAGUUGAAUUGAAUGUGGGAGAAAAUGAUCUCUACGGCCCCAUUCCUCAUGAAUUGGGAGUCCUUCCUCAACUACGAGCCCUAUCCCUUAGCAGGAAUCAACUGUCAGGUUCCAUUCCCCAUGAAUUAGGCAUCCUCACUCACGUGCAGGUCCUUUACCUUUUUGCAAAUAAUUUAUCAGGCACCGUUCCCAGUAGCUUAGGAAAUCUGUCUGCCUUAACCGAUUUAGAAUUGGAACAAAAUGACCUCACAGGUACCAUUCCGCCUGAAUUGGGCAUGCUCACUCACCUGCACAUUCUUCACCUUUAUGAAAAUAACUUAUCAGGCACCAUUCCCAGCUCUUUCACAAAUCUCUCGAAAUUGACUGAAUUAAUUCUAUCUCGAAACCAGCUUCGUGGACAUAUUCCGUGGGACAUUGGUACUAAGCUCUCUAAUUUGCAAUUUCUCAGUUUAUGGGGAAAUCAGCUUAGUGGAAAAAUACCAAUCUCCCUUGGAAAUUGUUCCAACCUCACAGAUCUUUAUUUAGGUGAAAACCAGCUCAGUGGAAUGGUGUCAAUGGAGCUGGGUAAGUUGAAACUUCUUAUCUGGCUUGACCUACACACCAAUCAACUUGUUAGUGACAGCAGUAACACAUUGUCUUUUCUAACUUCUCUCACAAAUUGCUCUCACUUGCAAGGGAUGGAACUGUCGAAUAAUCAUCUCACUGGUAUAUUGCCCCCAUCCAUAGGCCAACUGUCUGCCAAUCUCAAUUACUUGGGUUUAUCAAACAACAUGAUAAGCGGAAGCAUACCACAACAGAUUGCUAAUCUGACAAACUUAACCUAUUUAAGGUUAAGCAAUAAUCUUUUCAGUGGCAAUCUUUCAUCUGCAUUUAGAAAAUUCCAGAAGUUGGAAAGAUUGAAUUUGGGUGGGAACAAAUUAGAAGGAAGCAUUCCAAGUGAGAUAGGUCAAAUGCAACAUCUAGGACUCUUAAAUCUUAGUCACAACCAGCUAUCUGGAAAAAUACCAGAUUCUCUUUGUAGCCCACAACAGCUAAGACGUCUCUUACUCCAACACAACAAAUUGUCAGGGGAGAUCCCUGUUAGUUUAGUUGGAUGUCAGAAGUUGGAGCUCAUUGACUUAUCUUACAAUAAAUUAAGGGGAAGGAUACCUCCUGAUGUCAUUGCCAGCCUUAAAAAUCUAGCAUUCUACCUCAACCUUUCAUGGAAUUCUCUUGAAGGGUCCUUGCCACUGGAGAUGAGUAAACUUUCAAUGGCUCAGUCCAUCGACAUAACUGGAAAUGGACUUACUGGGGUGAUUCCGAAUUCUCUAGGAGACUGCACAGAAUUAGAGCAUCUAAAUCUGUCCCACAAUGCCUUUGAAGGUCUAAUUCCAGAUGCACUCUCGAAAUUACGAAAUCUGAAAGAAAUGGAUCUUUCUAGCAAUUUUUUAUCAGGUUCAAUACCAAUGUCCCUUGAAAGGCUGAAAGCACUUCGGUUCAUGAAUGUUUCUUUCAAUAAUUUGUCAGGGCAGAUUCCAGAAGGAGGGUUGUUUCCAAAUAGAACUGUUAUAAUAUUGUUAAUGGGAAACCCUGCCCUAUGUGGCCCAAAAAAAUAUUCAUUACCUCCAUGCCCAAAGCAGACUCAAGCAAACCAUUCAGUGCUUAAAAAAAUUGUCUUAACAGUUGUUGGAACCAUUGCAUUUAUCCUGUGCUUCUUCAUCUUAGGAACUCUAUGGAGACACAAAUUUUCAAGCCAACUAUUCCAUCCCUCAAACUUUAUUUUUCAAAGGCUUAGCUAUCCAAAAUUUUCUUAUCAAGAACUCGUCAUUGCAACAGCCGAAUUUGAUGAGUCAAACUUGCUUGGAGUGGGUAACUUUGGAUCAGUCUACAAAGGCAUUCUGAGGGAUGGUAAGAUAGUUGCAAUCAAGGCUCUUAAUUUGCAGAAUGAAGAAGCUCAUAAGAGCUUUAACACAAUGUAAAGUAUUAGGGAUGAUUCGGCACCGUAACCUGAUCAAAAUCACAAGUGCAUUUUCCUACCCUGGCUUCAAAGGUUUAGUUCUUCAAUUUGCAUCUAAUGGGAGCUUGGAGAAACAUUUACAUCCUGACAGAGAUGAUCAGGAAAUUUGUAAUCUGGGAUUGAACGACUGUUUGAGCAAUUGCUGUGGAUGUUGCCCAUGGCAUGGAAUAUUUACAUCAUGAUUGUCCUUUGCAAAUUGUGCACUGUGAUUUAAAACCUAGCAAUGUGCUCCUGGACGCUAACAUGACAGCCCUUGUGACUGAUUUCGGUAUAUGCCGUUUGACUGCUCCAAAUUCCAUUGAUUCACUGAGUGCAACAACGUUUACACUCAAAGGAUCUAUUGGCUAUAUUGCUCCGGAGUACGGUUUGUGGGGGAAUGUUUCCACAAAGGGAGAUGUUUACAGUUAUGGAAUUCUGAUACUAGAGAUGGUUACAAGGAAGAGGCCAAGUGAUGACAUGUUUGUGGGAGACCUGAACUUGCAUAAGUGGGUAAGGUCAGCUUUUCCAGACAGACUGGCAGAUAUUGUUGAUAGCGGGCUAUUGAGAGAUGUGAAUGAAAACAUGGAAGACAAUAGAUGUCUUCUUUCUUUCGUUCAUGUUGGUUUGCUUUGUAGCAGUGAAUCAGCAAGAGAACGACCUUCAAUGAGAGAUGUAGCCAGGUUCUUGGCGAGUCUCAAGACAUCUUUCAUGGGAGGUGCAGUUGCUUCAAAUUUAAUAGCCACCAUAUCAGACCUCCUGCGCAAUACCAAUCGCGCAGAAACAUUGCCAUCUGACAGUCAAAGUUCUACAUAUUAGAUAUUUAUAAGUUCUAUAUGUAAGUUUUUGUUAUUUAUGUUUGCUAGUUUCAGGUUUGUUUCUUUUAAUGUAUAAUCCUCUUUGGGAUAAAUUCUAGUUCUUUAGAGUCUGUAAGGUGUUC
Messenger RNA from Cryptomeria japonica (Japanese cedar), 3463 nucleotides. Its product is annotated as LRR receptor-like serine/threonine-protein kinase FLS2. Gene Ontology annotation, molecular function: protein binding; protein kinase activity; ATP binding. The record is from RefSeq and is a predicted model, not a curated record. The transcript has 2 exons. NCBI's taxonomy places the organism in Eukaryota, Viridiplantae, Streptophyta, Pinopsida, Cupressales, Cupressaceae. Gene Ontology annotation, biological process: protein phosphorylation. Bases 11 to 2509 code for a protein of 832 amino acids.